AUGGCACAAUCGACGACCUGUAAAUACUCCACUAGUGGAUGUAAAAAGAAUGGCAUGAUCAAAUGUGAUGGUUGCUCUGACAGAUAUUGCAAGGAGCACUACUUGUUACACCGUCAACAACUCGACAAGAUAUUUGAUCGUAUAUGCAGUGAUCGAGAUCUGCUCUAUCAACAUCUCUUCUCUCCUCCACCUUCCACAAGAGUGAACGACUCUUCGUUCAUAGAUAUUGAUCGAUGGGAAGAGGCCACCAUUGCACAAGUGAGAACAACAGCCGACAAUGCUCGCAAGAGAGUGGAUGAACUGAUGCAGAAGUCGAGAUCUCAGCUGCAGCGAGACUACGAACAACUAUCGCAAGAACUUCAGCAUCGAAAAGAGAAUGAUGACUAUUUUGAGUCCGAUUUAGACAAACUCACAACUGAGCUUGAACGUUUGAAGCUGAGCAUCACAAACUCAACUCGCCUCAUCAAAAUAAGUAGUCAGACUAUUGAAUGGUCGACAGUGCUCGUCGUCGAAGUCAUAGGAAGAGAAACAAGCAGCAUUGCGUCAACACAGAAAGUAUCGGAGAAACAUAUCGAAAAAUCGAAACAUGAAACUGCAACUUUAUUCGACGAAACGUCUUUGCUGAAUGAGGAACAUCAGUCGAAAGUAAAUGAGUUUUACGGAAAGAACAAUCAGCGAUGGAAGUUGAUUUAUCGAGCUAGUAGAGAUGGCUUUAGUGCUCCAGAUUUCCAUGGUCGAUGUGAUGAUCAAGGUACAACGGUGACUGUUAUCAGAUCGGAGAAUGGAUAUUUGUUUGGAGGAUAUACGCCAGUAUCGUGGAAGAGUGAUGGAGAAUAUAAAGAAGAUGCGUCGUCAUUUCUGUUCACUCUGACUAAUCCACACACUAUUCCACCAACGAAGUAUCACAUUCAUCCACAAAAGAGUAGGUAUGCUGUCUUCCAUUAUGCUGAUUGUGGACCAACAUUCGGAGAAGGUUUUGAUCUCUGUGUCGAUCGCAAGAGCAAUGAAAACAGUAGCAGCUACUCAAAUUUUCCUUGGAGUUAUGUGGAUACAACAGGAAAAGGAGUGAACACAUUUACUGGAGAUAUGUACUUCAGAAUAUCUGACAUUGAAGUAUUUCGUUUAGUCCUAUGA
Messenger RNA from Didymodactylos carnosus, 1134 nucleotides. The record is from the annotation of a GenBank genome assembly. NCBI's taxonomy places the organism in Eukaryota, Metazoa, Rotifera, Eurotatoria, Philodinida, Philodinidae.